UUGCUGCUACUUCCGGUUGCGGCUGUCAGGCGAACUUGCCGCUCUUCCCUUACCUCUUUGCUCAUCGCUGGCUGAAGCGAUGGCGAGCGGAGGCCCGAGCGUGCCAGUCACUGAGGAAGGGGAGGCGGUGACGGUGCCCGGACCCGGAGCGACAGAAGCUGAGGAAGAGGAAGAGGAAGAGCAGGAGGUGUUGGCUCUAGCCGUCCGGCUGAGGCGACGCCUGAGAGGCUGGGAAGCGACCGUGACUGCCGUGCAGCGGCUAUUGGUUUGGGAGAGGCCGCCGCAAAGCCUGGCCGGGGCCGUGGCGCUCGGAGCUGCUUUGUGGUUGUUUUCCUCCACUUCAUUACGUCCCCUGUUCCUCCUUAGUACUGGUUUUAUUGGUAUUCUGCUGUUGGAGAGAUGGAAGCCCCAGUUUUUAUUGGAUUUCUCAGUACAACCCAUAGAAGAACCUGGGGGAGACAGUGACCAUGAGAUGACAGGAGCCCAACCUCACCUGCUUAGUGUUUUAGAACUCUGUCGUUGCUUGGCUGAGAGCUGGAUUACCUUUAGGCUAUAUCUGCAGGAACUUCUGCAGUAUAAGAAGCAAAACCCUGCCAAGUUCUGUGCCAGAAUCUGCUCAGGAUGCUUGAUUCUAGCAAUUGUAGGACACUAUGUUCCAGGAAUCAUGAUCUCCUACAUUGUCUUACUUAGCAUUCUGCUGUGGCCACUGGUAGUUUACCAUGAACUCAUUCAGAGAAUGUAUACCCGUUUGGAGCCCAUCCUAAUGAAACUGGACUACAGUAUGAAGGUGGAGACUCUGCAUCUUAAACACGAAAAGAAAAAGCGUCAAGGAAAGAUUGAGCCAGAGGCUGGCAGUGAACCAAUGGCAGAAACAGAAAGUGAGAGUGAAGCAGAACUGUCUGGCUACUCUCCAGUGGUAGAUGUGAAGAAGACAGCUCUGGCAUUAGCAAUCACAGAUUCUGAACUCUCUGAUGAGGAAGCCUCUAUCCUAGAAAGUGGGGGAUUCACGGUCUCCAGAGCUACAACUCCACAACUGACAGAUGUGUCUGAAGAUCUGGACCAGCAGAGCCUCCCCAGUGAGCCUGAGGAAUCCUUCUCCAAAGAUUUAGCAGAAUUCCCUUCGGUGGAAGAGUUCCAUUCCAAAGACUUGGGACCAUCCAGCGAAGAUGAGAAUUUUGGCGUUCCCAUUCAAAGUGUGCAACAGCUAAACUCUGCUGAAGAGGCCGCUGCCGCCAUGAAUCCGGACACAUCCAUUCUGUGCCUGGCCUCACCCCUGCAUUUUGUAAAUACUCAUUUCAACGGGAACGGGCAGGCGAUAGCGGGAGGAACCCCCGAGUCCCAAGCUACCUGCGCACAAGGCCUGGGGCUCCACAUCGAUUCGUUGAGUCAAGAGAUUGUCACUACGGCUAUCAGUACAGUUGUGCAGAACACCCUGUCGGCUCUGCUCCACUCCUCAGAGGACACCGAAGGGCCUUGUUUCUCUGAGUUCCUGCCUACUGAACCCGAGGAGAGACUCAGUUUCCAGGCACAGCUCUCUGAGAACGAGGAGGUGGGAACAGCUCCUCUGCCUGGGAAAGAAGAGGAGGAGGAAGAAGCCGACGAUUUUGAGUUGCUUGAUCAGCAGGAGCUGGAGCAAAUGGAUACAGAGCUGGGCCUUUCUGGAGAAACAGAAGCUCCAGGAGCUCCUUCUCAACCUCCUGAAGAACUGUCACCCUGAUCUCACUGUUCAGUCUCCUCUUUUCUGUAGCUGCAAGAAAGGACAAACAGACGCAUAGAGAAGUUAUAGGCCGUACUGAAGGACAGACAGACAUGUGGCAAAGUCCAUGCAAAGCCCCCAAAUUUGCAGUGUUACGUCUGGAAUCAAAAGCUGUUGUCCUCCUCCUAGUAUUGGCCUUUCCACCAGGCCUCUGUUUCUGCCCCAUGCUUCUUAGUGAUGCUGCAGUCUUUGUCUGCUGCUGCAAUUUUUCUGUCUCAGUCUGUUUUGCGGUUUUUAUUUCGCACAUAUUUUCUGCUAUUCCUGCCACUACAACUUACUGCUCAUCCUCAUGUAUCCAGUAGGAAAUAAGGAGUUUUAUUCAGCAGAGAGGGUGUAAAUAAUUUAAAGAGAGCAUUGGUCGGUUAAUUGAACAGGAAGGAAAAACGUUCUUUGGAGAAAUAGAUUUGGGAUUAUUUUUUUUUUGUUUUUUGACAGGAAAUUGGGGAACGGAAAGUAGGUUUUCAGUAGUGAUACCAUAUAGAGAAUUUUUUCUGCGAAAAUGAAAGCAAUCUGGACUUAGCCACCUUGCACAGAAAGCCAAGUGCUUCUGCAGAUCCAAGAGCCAGUCCUAUCUUCUCAAGUAUUUUAAACCUUCGGUUCUAUUUCCCUUUGUAUGUAGGGUGAAUGUACACUAUGCCCAAUGGUUUCCAGGAAGGCAUAGCCUGAUUUUAUUUAUUCUGAACUACGUAUCUAGCUGUCCGGAUUUUUUAAAAAUUCGCUUGGCGGAACUCAGAUUUAAUUGUAGAAUCUGGCAGCCUUCCUCUUUCCCUUUCUGCUGCACUUUAAAUACAAAUAUUUCUGCUUGUUGGCAUCAUUCCUGCCCUAAAACAUCCUGAGCAGAAGGCGUUCUUCUAAUGCCCUCAGCCUUUGCCUCAGGGAGAGAAGCAGAGCAGCUAGAAAAGAUACUAUGUGAGACACUAGAAAGAAUUCUAGCGUUAAAGAGGAGGAAGGGUACCCAUUUUGCCUAUCAACUCCAUUCACUUUUGAAAGACUUAAGCAUUUCCUUUGGUAAUAUUGUUAAUUAGAGCAGGAUGUGCAUUUCUAUUUCCAGGAGAAAGAACUGGGCAACAUGGUCUCCCCCCCCGGGGAUGGUUUGUGGAAUUUUACAGGAAACAAAACAAAAAAAAAACAUAAAAUGGCUUAUAAGGUUGCAAAGGUCAAUAUUUUUACUCUAAAGUAGCAAAGUUUUUCCAGUGUAUCAGCUCAUUCACUGCAAAGCUACACUGGUUUAGCAAUGGCCUUAAUUGAAUGGCUCUUGGUUUGUUUCCUCACUUCUGCCUGUUUCAGCCAGUUUUCCCAUGGAUUGUCGGUCUUGGUAUUGUUGUUUGUUUUCCAAGGGAAUACACAGACCAUAGUGCAAAAAUAGCAUUAUGGGCUGGUUGUCCUCCCUUUGUGUAAAGUAUUCAAAAUAUACAGUAUGUCACCCAGCAAUUAGUGUGCUAGGAUGAAGAAAAACUGCAACUUAAGAUUUGCAAAUGCAAGCUCCAAAUCUCUUGUUACCAGUCCUGUAGGACUCUGUCCUUGAGCUGCUCUCCUAAAUGACUUGCCUAAGGUGCACGAAAGGCAUCUGAGGACAUCCAAACACCUUUGCAAUUCCUGGCUCCACAGCCAACCUGCCCCCUCCCUAACUUUGACAACGACUAGGAAGAUAACUGUACUUACCGCCUUCUUCCUUUUUCUCCUUUCAGACUUCUGAUAAAAGGUAAAGGAAUUUGUAGAUGUCUGCUGCGUAGCACAACUGUUUUGUUGGCCAGAGCUGGCUUCUUUUCUGUCCUGUAUUGCCUGCCCCUCCCUCAAAAGGAGUGGAGUGGGGUGACCGUGAAUAACAGCUUCCUCCGACUGUCUGCACUUUGGAAACAGGCAGCUUUGUGGCACUGAGUGUAUAGCCUGCCUACCCUUUGUGUUGUGCCCGGGCAACAAUUUUUCCAUCCCUCUCAAUAGAGCCCUAACUUUUUCUUUCUGAUGCAGAAGGCAUGUAUUGUGUUGAUAUUUCUCUCUGGUUCUUUAUGCUUUCUUCCUUUCCUUUGGUGGCAGCAAUGCCCUGCUGCUCCAGGAUAGAGGCUCCUAAUGAAGGGCUGGGAAACAGCUGUCAUUGCCCAGGAAAGGUGAAAGGUUCUCAUUUGUGUAGCAGUGUUUAUUCUAUGGCUAAAUAUUUAAAAAUGAAAUGUAGUCUUUUUAAUAAAAAAAAGUUUAAAGAUUUGAA
This is a messenger RNA of Crotalus tigris (Tiger rattlesnake), 3959 nucleotides long. It is a transcript of the gene RETREG2, whose product is annotated as reticulophagy regulator family member 2. NCBI's taxonomy places the organism in Eukaryota, Metazoa, Chordata, Lepidosauria, Squamata, Viperidae. The record is from RefSeq and is a predicted model, not a curated record. The transcript is spliced from 9 exons. Bases 80 to 1717 code for a protein of 545 amino acids.